Dracunculus medinensis (Guinea worm) is the source of this 237-nucleotide messenger RNA. NCBI's taxonomy places the organism in Eukaryota, Metazoa, Nematoda, Chromadorea, Rhabditida, Dracunculidae. The record is from the annotation of a GenBank genome assembly.
AUGACGUCCAGGAUGGUACCAAAUUUUUGUCAGAAUGCUGGUUUGAAUGAAUGGUAUGUCUUAAAAGAUCAAUCGACGCCAAAUGCUAAAGAAUUUCAUCAGUCCAUAAAAGAAUUGCCUAAAUCCACGAAAGCGUCAGAUUCAAAGCCAGAUAUGCCACCAAAGCCAUACGAUGAUUUAUUUAUUGAACCAGCUGGAGAUUAUGAUGUUGUUUAUGGCGAUUCGAAUUCGACGUGA